AUGAGUAGUAAAAGUUGUCUAUCAUUAAGUGAAAGUAAAUUUAAUAAUGAUAAUAGCUUGAGUAUAACUACUGGGAAUGACUGUGGAGUAAUGCCUGAGAUUCAGAAUAUUAUUGCCAGUGUUCAUUUACAAUGCGAAUUAGACCUAAGAUCUAUUGCAAUUAGCGCAAGAAAUGCAGAAUAUAAUCCAAAGAAAGUAAAUGCUGUUGUAAUGCGAUUGAGAGAACCAAGAUGCACAGGAUUACUUUUUCGUAGUGGCAGAAUGAUGAUAACAGGAGCAAGAAAUGAAAAUGAUGCACGUUAUGGUGGCAAGAAGAUGGCUAAAAUUUGCCAAAAGAGUGGACAUCCUAGGGUUAAAUUUAGCAAUUUCAGGAUGGAAAAUAUGAUUGCUACUGCAGAUUGUAAAUUUCCAAUUAGACUUGAAGGGCUUGCAUAUGAUCAUAGAGAAUUUUGUAAUUAUGAGCCGGAAUUAUUUCCUGGUUUGGUUUAUAGGUAUCAUCCUGAGAAUUCUCCAACAAAAGCUGUUAUACUAUUGUUUGUUUCUGGAAAGGUUAUUGUUACUGGUUGCAGGAGCUAUAAAGAAAUUUGUAGUGUAUUUGACAAUAUAUAUCCAGUUUUAUGUCAAUAUAGAAAGUAA
This is a messenger RNA of Cryptosporidium muris RN66, 636 nucleotides long. RefSeq names its product TATA-box-binding protein, putative. Bases 1 to 636 code for a protein of 211 amino acids. The record is from RefSeq and is a predicted model, not a curated record. Lineage: Eukaryota; Apicomplexa; Conoidasida; Eucoccidiorida; Cryptosporidiidae. Gene Ontology annotation, biological process: DNA-templated transcription initiation. Gene Ontology annotation, molecular function: DNA binding; RNA polymerase II general transcription initiation factor activity. The transcript has a single exon.